Trichechus manatus latirostris (Florida manatee) is the source of this 3107-nucleotide messenger RNA. It is a transcript of the gene PFKP, whose product is annotated as phosphofructokinase, platelet. Gene Ontology annotation, molecular function: ATP binding; identical protein binding; AMP binding. Gene Ontology annotation, biological process: fructose 1,6-bisphosphate metabolic process; canonical glycolysis; fructose 6-phosphate metabolic process. NCBI's taxonomy places the organism in Eukaryota, Metazoa, Chordata, Mammalia, Sirenia, Trichechidae. The record is from RefSeq and is a predicted model, not a curated record. The transcript is spliced from 22 exons. The coding region runs from base 78 to 2444 and encodes 788 amino acids. Gene Ontology annotation, cellular component: membrane; 6-phosphofructokinase complex; cytoplasm.
GCAGCGGCGGGAAGCCGGAGCUGGGACCUCAGCGCGUAGCUGUAACCUAGUCGGGCUCUCUCGGGCCCAUACUCACCAUGGACGCCCCCUCUACACCCAGGGGCUUCCUCAGGAAGUACCUGGAACACCUCUCCGGGGCCGGAAUAGCCAUUGGAGUCCUGACCAGCGGCGGGGAUGCCCAAGGUAUGAAUGCUGCUGUUCGUGCUGUAGUGCGCAUGGGAAUCUACGUAGGAGCCAAAGUGUAUUUUAUAUAUGAGGGUUACCAAGGUAUGGUAGAUGGAGGUUCUAAUAUUGUUGAAGCCUCAUGGGAAAGCGUCUCCAGCAUUCUACAAAUAGGAGGGACAAUCAUCGGCAGUGCACGUUGCCAAGCAUUUCGUACUCGGGAAGGUCGCUUAAAAGCUGCCCAUAACUUGAUUCAGCUGGGAAUUACGAAUCUGUGUGUGAUUGGUGGGGAUGGAAGCUUAACAGGGGCCAAUAUCUUCCGGGAGGAAUGGAGUGGACUGCUGGAAGAGUUGGCCCAAAGUGGCAAGAUUGAUUCAGAUGCUGUGAAGAAGUAUGCGUACCUCAACAUUGUGGGCAUGGUGGGCUCCAUCGACAACGACUUCUGUGGGACAGACAUGACCAUCGGCACGGACUCAGCUCUGCACAGGAUUAUUGAAGUUGUUGAUGCCAUCAUGACCACGGCGCAGAGCCACCAGAGGACCUUUGUUCUGGAGGUUAUGGGGAGACACUGUGGAUAUCUAGCCCUGGUUAGUGCCUUGGCCUGUGGUGCAGACUGGGUAUUUCUUCCUGAAUCCCCCCCAGAAGAACGCUGGGAGGAAAAUAUGUGCGUUAAACUCUCAGAGAACCGUGCUCGAAAGAAAAGGCUGAACAUUAUCAUUGUGGCUGAAGGAGCUAUUGAUUCCCAAAAUAAACCUAUUACAUCUGAGAAAAUCAAGGAUUUAGUAGUUAAGCAGCUGGGGUACGACACUCGAGUGACAAUACUUGGACAUGUGCAAAGAGGAGGAACUCCAUCAGCUUUUGACAGGAUUUUGGCCAGUCGCAUGGGGGUGGAGGCUGUCAUCGCCCUUCUUGAAGCGACCCCAGAGAUCCCGGCCUGUGUGGUGUCCCUGAGUGGAAACCACGCGGUGCGCCUGCCGCUGAUGGAGUGUGUGCAGAUGACCCAGGAUGUGCAAAAGGCAAUGGAUGAAAGGAAAUUUAAAAAGGCCGUACAACUUAGAGGAAGGAACUUUGAGAGCAACCUGAACACCUAUAAGCGGCUUUGCAUCAAGCUUCCAGACUCACAGAUUGUGAAGAGCAAUUGUAACGUGGCUAUUAUAAACGUGGGUGCCCCAGCAGCUGGGAUGAAUGCUGCUGUACGCUCGGCUGUACGAACGGGGAUAUCUGAUGGCCACAGAAUGCUCGCUGUCUACGAUGGCUUUGAUGGAUUUUCCAAAGGUCAGAUAAAAGAAAUCAGCUGGACAGAUGUUGGAGGUUGGACCGGCCAAGGAGGAUCGAUUCUUGGAACAAAACGUAUUCUACCUGGAAAGUAUUUGGAGGAGAUUGCUGAACAGAUGCGUGCUCACAGUAUCAACGCUCUAUUGAUUAUUGGUGGAUUUGAGGCCUACCUGGGACUGCUAGAGCUGUCAGCUGCCCGGGAGAAACACGAGGAGUUCUGUGUUCCUAUGAUUAUGGUUCCUGCUACUGUCUCCAACAAUGUCCCUGGUUCAGAUUUCAGCAUUGGUGCAGACACUGCUCUGAACACUAUCACUGACACAUGUGACCGCCUCAAGCAGUCAGCCAGUGGGACCAAGCGCCGCGUGUUCAUCAUUGAAACUAUGGGCGGCUACUGCGGUUACCUGGCCAACAUGGGGGGACUUGCGGCCGGAGCUGAUGCAGCUUAUAUUUUUGAAGAACCAUUUGAUAUCAGAGAUUUACAGUCCAACGUGGAGCACCUGACACAGAAAAUGAAGACCAGCAUUCAGAGGGGUCUUGUGCUCAGAAACGAGAACUGCAGUGAAAAUUAUACCACCGACUUCAUUUGCCAGCUUUAUUCAGAAGAAGGAAAAGGAGUAUUUGAUUGCAGAAAGAAUGUGCUGGGCCACAUGCAGCAGGGUGGAGCACCUUCCCCAUUUGAUAGGAACUUUGGAACAAAGAUGUCUGCCAAAGCUAUGCAGUGGAUUACUGUGAAACUGAAGGACUCUCAACGAACAGGAAGAAAGUUUGUAACUGAUGACUCAGUCUGUGUGCUGGGAAUAAGCAAAAGAAACCUUGUUUUUCAAUCAGUGGCAGACCUAAAGAAGGACACGGAUUUCGUGCACAGAAUUCCCAAAGAACAGUGGUGGUUGAAACUGAGGCCUGUAAUGAAAAUUUUGGCUAAGUACAAAGCAAGCUACGAUGUUUCUGAUUCUGGCCAGCUCGAGCAUGUGCAUCUCCAUCCUCAAGAGGAAUCUGCAGGGAUUUAAACACCCACAUGUUCAUCCUGACUCCAGAGCUAUACUGUAUGUCUAGAUGCUUUAGAUGUUUUUGAAACGUUUAUUUAUUGGCACUUUAUGCAAGCAUUGUUGACCAAGUACUGUUGACAUUAAUACCUACUUAGUAUCAGGCACCAAUAUCAUCCAUAUUCUGAUACAAUAAAAAAAUAAAAUAUAUACUGCACUCACUUUUUUUUUUAGUUGUCCAUUGCACUUUGUAUUUUGCGUCAUGUUUUAAAAUGUAUGUAUCUAGUGGAAUUAAGCAUUUGGCUAAAGCUCCAACCAAACACAUGAAAAGAUGCUAAGCAUCUUUAGCCAUCAGAGAGAUGCAAAUCAAAACCACAGUAAGAUAACAUUUUGCUCCCACUAGGAUGGCUAAGAUUAAAAAAAAACAAAAUAACAAAUGUUGGCAAGGAUGUGGGAAAACUGGAACAUUUACCCAUUACUGGCAGGAAUGUAAAAUGGUACAGCCAUUGUGGAAAACAGUGUAGAGGUUCCUAAAAAAACUAAAAAUAGAACUACUGUAUGACUCAGUAAUUCCACUCCUAGAUGUAUACUCAGAAGACUUCAGAGACUCAAAAAGGGACUUGUACACUAGUGUUCACUGCAGCACUAUGCACAAUAGCCAAAAGGUGGAAACAACCUAAAUGCCUA